GUGUGAAACUGUGGUGAAUGGGGCUGAAUAUAGUUGAUAAAGAGGCGGCGGAGUUGGGGGUUUAGCGCCAAGUUAAAGCUACUCCUCCCUGACGUUGAUGCUUCAAGUCAUCUGUUCUCUGCAAGGCGCCUGCUCAGAGGACAAGCUGCUCCUGGCCUGGACACACACUCACUCACUCACAGCACCCCCGAGUCGGAAAAACAGGCGGUCAACUUACACAAUACUCACUUCUUUUUCAAAAAGUGGAUAAAGAGUGAACUUCAAGGGCAGAAUCUUGAGGUUUACUCCAAAACUGACACACAUCCCUCUGAGUAUAAUGCGGGGAGAACGGGAAGACACAGAACCGAAGUCUGUUGCUCCCGAGGCGCCCAAGGAAAGUACAGUACGACCGAGAAAGAGGAAGGCAGAUGUUGCCAUUUAUUUACCAGAUCUGGAUGAUGAGGAGGUAGCAGAGAUGACAAAGAAGAAGCAGCGUGAGUGUGAGCCGGGCUGGAGUCCUGAUCCUGAUUACCCAAGUCCACACAGGUGGAUCCCCACACCUGAUCAGGAAGUGGACCAAACAGUUGUCCAGAUAAAUGCAUGCAUUCCCAACUACAACGUAAACAACAUAUAUUCAACCCCUGUACACUGUGCCCCGCUUCCUGCGCUGUGCUGGGCCAGUAAGGAUGUGGUGUGGAACAACAUGCUGGAGAAGGACAAGACCUAUACCAGGGAUGUUCACAUGAUGGAGAAGCAUCCUCAUCUGCAGCCCAAGAUGAGGGCAAUUCUCCUGGACUGGCUCAUGGAGGUGAGUGAGGUGUACAAACUGCACAGGGAGACAUACCACCUCGCUCAGGACUACUUUGAUCGCUUCAUGUCCACUCAGAGAAACGUCUUCAAAUCAACUCUGCAGCUCAUAGGCAUUACCUGUCUCUUCAUCGCUGCCAAAGUAGAGGAGAUGUAUCCUCCCAAAGUCCACCAGUUUGCCUAUGUUACAGACGAAGCCUGCACCGAAGAUGAGAUUCUCAGUAUGGAAAUCAUUAUUAUGAAGGAGCUGAAGUGGAGUCUCAGCCCACAGACUCCCAUCUCCUGGCUCAAUGUUUACAUGCAGGUGGCCUACCUGAAAGAGACAGAUGAGCUGCUCCUGCCCAAAUACCCCCAGGAUACCUUCACACAGAUUGCAGAGUUGUUGGACCUGUGUAUGCUAGAUGUGCGUUGCCUCGAGUUCUCCAAUGGCAUCCUCGCUGCUUCAGCCCUGUUUCACUUCUCCUCUCUACAAGUGGUGGAAAAAGUGUCAGCUCUGAAGUGGGUGGAGGUAGAGUUGUGCGUGAGGUGGAUGGAGCCGUUUGCCAUGGCGCUGCGGGAGGUUGGGGGAUCUCCCAUGAAAACAUUCACUGGAAUCCCUGCAGAUGACAUGCACAACAUCCAGACCCAUGCCUCCUACAUUACAUGGCUGGACAAGGCCUACUCUUACCAGGAUGUGGAGUUGGAGUGUCGCAGCAACUGUCCUGUCCCUUCAGGCGUCCUGACUCCGCCCCUGAGCAGUGAGAAAACUGAAGAGUUGGUCCGAGUGGACGCCACAGUGCUGAAAAUCAAACCGAGGAUGCGUACUCCAUCCCCAGAACGGCACCUUCCAAAGUAGCGAAGGGAACACUGAAAAUGACAAGACGACAACAAAUCCUAAUUAGAUUUUUUAUAUUAUAACUGUAAGUGGAGGUAAAGCUACCCGGAUGUGUUGCCUCUGAACAGCGACUCUGCAGUACCAGUUCACACACGUAUGAUGGAUUUUCAGUGGAGAAACGUUGAUGGAAAUAGUAUUUUCUCCUUUCAAAGUCAGGCUGAUUACUUGGAUCCAGGUGCUUUUUAAAUGUCUCUGUAGUGGGUGUGUGUGUGUGUGUGUGUGUGUGUGUGUGUGCGCGUACGUGUGCGUGCACACUUCCUUUGGCUAAUUUGGGGAAACGCCGUUUGGAUGGUCUCUCUCCCCACAGGAAUCUUACCUAUUUAACCCUCCGGUUUGGACGAAAUACACAGGACUGUCAGGAUGGGACGACUCGAGAGGAGAUUUUUAUUUUUGAACAGCAUUGCACCCGAAUGCUUGCAUUAAUUACCAACCACACCUACAUUUGGUGGUUGCCUUUUUUUUUUGUUUUCUAUGCAGUGGCCAAAUUGAAUGGACAUUUUAUGGAGUCUCUACUUAAUUUUGUGUGUGUGUGUGUGUUUGGUGAUUGCUGUUUUUAAUCUAUUAGUGGCCUCAUUUGCCCAAAAACUAUUCCUAGGGUCAUAUUUGGCUCUAUGUGCUGCUAUAAAAGUGGGCUUUGCAUGAUGGAGGGGGAAGUAUGUAUGUUUGUGUGUGUGUGUGUGUGUGUGUGUGUGUGUGUGUGUGUGUGUGUGUGUAUGAAAUAGUGUGUUACUCUUGUUUUUGGUUCUACUCAUGCCAUUUUAUUGGACAAAACAUGGCCAUGUUUUGCCAAGGGACCAGUAGCUUGGCUACCUAGAUGGACAAGUGAACCAGCUGGGCUUCAGAAGCUAAGAUAUUGAUUGUAUUUAACUUUUAUUUUAAUCCCAACCUGCAUCCCCCCCACACCACCGAAAUGUAAGAUUUCUAUUUGACUUUUUAAAAUAAAAUGCUGCUACAUAUUUUCCAUUAAA
Dicentrarchus labrax (European seabass) is the source of this 2628-nucleotide messenger RNA. It is a transcript of the gene ccne1, whose product is annotated as cyclin E1. Gene Ontology annotation, cellular component: nucleus; cytoplasm; centrosome. Gene Ontology annotation, molecular function: cyclin-dependent protein serine/threonine kinase regulator activity. The transcript has 12 exons. Gene Ontology annotation, biological process: G1/S transition of mitotic cell cycle; regulation of cyclin-dependent protein serine/threonine kinase activity. The record is from RefSeq and is a predicted model, not a curated record. The coding region runs from base 317 to 1621 and encodes 434 amino acids. NCBI's taxonomy places the organism in Eukaryota, Metazoa, Chordata, Actinopteri, Moronidae.